Notolabrus celidotus (New Zealand spotty) is the source of this 1000-nucleotide messenger RNA. Its product is annotated as nuclear receptor ROR-alpha A-like. The record is from RefSeq and is a predicted model, not a curated record. Gene Ontology annotation, cellular component: nucleus. The annotation marks the transcript as partial. Gene Ontology annotation, biological process: regulation of transcription by RNA polymerase II. The transcript is spliced from 6 exons. NCBI's taxonomy places the organism in Eukaryota, Metazoa, Chordata, Actinopteri, Labriformes, Labridae. Gene Ontology annotation, molecular function: RNA polymerase II cis-regulatory region sequence-specific DNA binding; zinc ion binding; nuclear receptor activity.
AUGAUCCGGACUUGUUUUCCCUCUCUCUCUCUCUCUCUGUCUGCAGCUCAGAUUGAAAUCAUUCCCUGUAAGAUCUGUGGAGAUAAAUCCUCGGGGAUCCACUAUGGAGUGAUCACCUGCGAGGGCUGCAAGGGUUUCUUCAGGCGGAGUCAGCAGAGUAACGCCGCCUACUCCUGUCCUCGCCAGAAAAACUGUCUGAUCGACCGAACGAGCCGCAACCGCUGCCAACACUGCCGCCUGCAGAAAUGUCUGACUGUGGGCAUGUCCCGAGACGCUGUAAAGUUUGGUCGCAUGUCGAAGAAGCAGCGGGACAGUUUGUACGCUGAGGUGCAGAAACAUCGUCUCCAGCAGCAGCAGCAGCAGCAGCAGCAGCAGCAGCAGCAGCAGCAGCAGGGCUCCCUCCUCCUGUCCCACCCCAGCCCGGGCGAGGCUGAGCCGCUGUCCCCGCACUACAGCCUCUCCUCCACCGGGCUCACGGAGCUGCCCGAUGAUCUGGGAGGCUACAUCGAACAGAACUCACCUGAGGGAGGAUCUGUGUCGUCCAAGGCGGACUCUGGUGGAGGAGGAGGAGACGGAGGAGGGGGAUUCUACCUGGACUUCCAGCCCUCCCCUGACCAGUCAGGGCUCGAUAUUAACGGCAUCAAACCAGAGCCGCUGUGCGACUAUGGAUCCGGUAACGGCUUCUUCCCGUACUGCUCCUUCAGCAACGGGGACACAUCACCCACCGUGUCUAUGGCUGAACUGGAUCACCUGGCUCAGAUCAUCUCCAAGUCUCACCUGGAGACGUGUCAGUACCUGAGGGAGGAGCUGCAGCAGAUGAGCUGGCAGAACUUCCUGAAGGAUGAAGUGGAGCGAUACCAGAGCAAGCCUCGGGAGUUGAUGUGGCAGCUCUGCGCGGUAAAGAUCACCGAGGCGAUCCAGUACGUGGUGGAGUUCGCCAAACGGAUCGACGGCUUCAUGGACCUCUGUCAGAACGACCAGAUAGUGCUGCUGAAAGCCG